Molecule: messenger RNA, 3892 nt
Organism: Nerophis lumbriciformis (worm pipefish)
Lineage: Eukaryota; Metazoa; Chordata; Actinopteri; Syngnathiformes; Syngnathidae
Gene: brsk1b
Product: BR serine/threonine kinase 1b
Biological process (GO): protein phosphorylation; intracellular signal transduction
Cellular component (GO): cytoplasm
Molecular function (GO): protein serine/threonine kinase activity; ATP binding
Source: RefSeq, a predicted model, not a curated record
GGUGAAGCGGAACCCGGAUGCUGAUGUUGAGCGUAUGGGAUGAAUAGAAGGAGCCAGAAGGAACCAUAAAGAGGAACAUUACGAGUUCUGGAUCAAAAAAGGCCAUUUUUAGAACGCGAAACCACUUUUAAGUCCGCUUAUUUGACAUUUUUAGAGGCGUUUUUUGGGCGGUAAGGGGCUUGUAGUCAUAUAUGAGCACCGCCGGUCAGGAGGAGACACCGGACGACAGGAUGGUGCUGCUGCCGCUUCUUGCGUCCAGGACCCGGGUCGACUGCCUCCCCUAAUCCGAUAUUCGUUCACAGAAACCCACGGUGGGUUCGCUUAGUUGUAGCCGGCCUGUCUUGGACGUUUCCUGUCGAGGAGGAGGAGGAGGAGGAGGGUGGUGGUGGUGGUGGUGGUGUGAGCAAAGUGUGUACCGGAUAUUGGAAAAGCCAUUCUGGAUGCUGAUGCUUUUCCGAUUGUAGAUUGUAUUUAUUUUUUAAAUUGUAUUUUAUCUGGACGAACCGGCCACAUGAAGACAGAAGAUGAGAUGUUUUUUUGACAUUUGAAAAAAAAAAAAAAAAAAAACAGAAAAAAGGAGGGUGUGGGUGUUGAGGUGUGGGGUCCCUGAUAUCGACCAUGGAUCGGCGCAUUCUGACUUGGGAUAUCUGAGACUCUGCACUUGCGAGAAAUCGAUCCCGUUCGUCUUCCUGCAGCACUUUACGUCAAAUGCGUGCACGAAAAUAGUAAAACUGAAGCAGCCGGCGUGUUACCGCUAAAAAAAAAAAAAAAAAAAAGUGGGGGUGGCCUUCAUAAUCACGUCAUCUUCCUCUGAUCUCCACGUUUUGCACGUAAAAUCUCACUACAAGCCCACAUUGGCUACAUCGGACUUUAUUCCAGUUUUUUUUUUUUUUUUUUUUUUUUUUUUUGGGGAGGUGGAUGGGUGGUUCUCUCUGCAGGACAAACAAGUGCAUAUGGGAGGAGCCUGCAGGGCCCGGCGUUAACUCAGCACCAACCUUCCGACCUGGGAUGAGCCCUACUGCAUUGCGAGCCGAACCGGGCCCACGUCUGUCUUGAUUCAUCCGUUCCCAAUCAGCAUUCCGCUGCAAUGUCGGGGAAGCUGAGCAGCAAAGAGAUGGGCCAGUCCAACCAGUAUGUGGGGCCUUACCGGCUGGAGAAGACCCUUGGGAAGGGACAGACCGGACUGGUAAAGUUGGGUGUCCACUGUAUAACAGGGCAGAAAGUGGCCAUAAAGAUUGUCAACAGAGAAAAACUGUCCGAAUCAGUUCUCAUGAAGGUGGAAAGAGAAAUAGCGAUUCUCAAACUAAUCGAGCACCCUCACGUUCUGAAGCUGCAUGAUGUCUAUGAAAAUAACAAGUAUCUGUACCUGGUGUUGGAGCAUGUGUCCGGUGGGGAGCUCUUUGACUAUCUGGUGAAAAAGGGAAGGUUGACCCCUAAAGAGGCCAGGAAGUUCUUCAGGCAGAUCAUCUCCGCUCUGGACUUCUGCCAUAGUUACUCCAUAUGUCAUAGAGACUUGAAGCCUGAGAAUCUUCUCCUGGAUGAGAAGAAUAACAUCAGGAUAGCAGAUUUUGGCAUGGCCUCACUCCAAGUUGGGGAUAGUCUACUGGAAACUAGUUGUGGAUCCCCACAUUAUGCUUGCCCUGAAGUAAUAAGGGGAGAGAAGUACGAUGGCCGCAGGGCAGAUGUCUGGAGUUGUGGAGUCAUCCUCUUUGCUCUUCUUGUGGGCGCGUUGCCGUUUGACCAUGACAACCUACGGCAGCUUCUAGAAAAAGUUAAAAGUGGAGUGUUCCACAUGCCCCACUUUAUACCCCCUGACUGUCAAGCAUUGCUUAAAGGAAUGAUAGAAGUGAACCCUGACAAGAGACUCACGUUAGAAGCAAUACAGACCCACGCCUGGUACCAAAGCGGCCGCAAUGAGCCGUGCCCUGAGCAGCCACCGCCCCGCCGUGUGUGCGUCACCAGGGUGCUGUCGUUGACCGACCUGGACCCCGACGUCUUGGAAAGCAUGUAUUCUUUAGGGUGCUUCCGGGAUCGGGUCAAACUCACACGGGACCUUACAAGUGAGGAAGAGAACCAGGAAAAGAUGAUUUACUACCUCCUGUUGGACAGAAAAGAGCGUUACCCCACCUAUGAGGAUGAGGAUCUGCCCCCCAGAAAUGACGCUGACCCUCCCAGGAAGCGUGUGGACUCCCCUAUGUUGAGCCGUCACGGCCGCUGUAGACCCGAGAGGAAGAGUCUGGAGGUCUUGAGUGUCACCGAUCAAGGCUCUCCCACCCCACCUCGCAGGAACCUGGACACUAAUGCACACAGUCAAAGGUCUCGUUCGGUGAGUGGAGCGUCCACAGGUCUGUCCUCAAGUCCUCUCAGCAGUCCCAGGAGCCCGGUGUUCACUUUCAGCCAAUCAGAAGUCAACUCAGCUUCCUCCUCCAAAGAUCCCAAACCAGCGAGCGUGACCACCGCUCGGCCUAUCCGCCCAGCACCCGACCCCAAAACUCAGACCCUGCCCUCAAAGGGCCCCGCUGAGCGCCCCCAUCUCAACUCCAUGAAGUCCCUCCCUCUCCAGACACCGCGCACACCCUCCCCCUCCCCCUCACCCCUCCUCUCUCCCAUCCCGCGCUUUUUCAACUUCCCCUCCCCCUCUGUCUUCAAGUCCAAAAACGCCCACUCGUCCUCUAACUCCUCUGCCGCCACUCCUCCCGUGUCGCAGGUCACGCCGCAGGGCUCGCCACUCCCCACCCCGCUGGGCACGCCCGUGCACCAAAUGCAACACCCUUCCUCCACCACCCCUCCCUCCUCUUCCUCCUCGUCUUCUUCUCCCAGAGCGGACGGGUCCGGGGGGGCUUCCCUGUCGCUGACGCCGCCCUCCAGCCCGGGGAGCAGCGGCGGUCUGGCCUCUUCAAGCUCCGCCCACUGGAGGACAAGGCUCAACUCGUUCAAAAACAACCUGCUGGGGUCGCCACGCUUCCAUCGACGCAAACUUCAAGUUCCAACUUCAGAGGACAUGUCAAGUUUGACUCCAGAGUCCAGUCCAGAACUGGCUAAGAAAUCCUGGUUCGGUAACUUCAUCAGCCUGGAGAAGGAGGAGCAAAUCUUUGUUUUAAUUCGAGACAAACCCCUCAGCUCUAUAAAAGCCGACAUCGUUCAUGCGUUUCUCUCUAUCCCGUCCCUCGGCCACAGUGUUGUGUCUCAGAACAGUUUCCGGGCAGAGUACAAGUCCUCCGGUGGCCCCUCUGUCUUCCAGAAGCCUGUCAAGUUCCAAGUGGACAUUGGUUUCUCUGAGGGAGACAGAGAGCAAGAGAAGGAGCGAGCAGAAAGGGAAGGCAGAAGAGAGAUGGGUAUAUACAGCGUCACCUUCACCCUAAUAACAGGUCCCAGUCGCAGAUUCAAGAGGGUGGUGGAAACCAUUCAGGCUCAGCUCCUUAGUACUCAUGAUCAGCCUUCUGUGCAGGCACUGGCUGAUGAGAAGAAUGGCAAACCUUCCCGCCCGCCCAGCACACCUUCGCGUCAGAAUUCCAGGCGUUCGGAAAGCGGCUGUGAGAAAGAACGCGCGGCGGACGCGGCGAGCGCGAGCGGAAGCCACGCCGGGAGCGUCUUACAAAGGCAAGGCUCGGGGAAAGACAAGGCCAGACUUCUCUCUGCCACCAACGGGACGCAGUCGCAUCCCUGAAAAGAAUGUCGCCAAGGAGAGGCGGGAUAUCGCCUUUGACCUUUUCCUGUAUCCUUCCCACAUCAUCGCAGUUUUCUUCCUUUCUGCCUUGCUCUUUGGUCAUCAUUCCCUCGCAAAGGAUUGGCAGAUUUACUUUAAGCUCAACUAUAUAUGUAUGUGUAUAUAUACAUAUAUACUGUAUAUAUAUAUAUAUAUAUAUAUAUGUAUGUAUGUAUAUAUGUGUGU